AUGGAGCAUCAGAAGAAACUGGACCAGCUGGAGCAGAGAAAGGCAAACGUGGAGAAAAAACUGACCUCGAACCUGGAGGAGAAAGACCAGAGGAGUCAGGAGGACCAGCAGGAGAAAGACCAGGAGGACCAGCAGGAGAAAGACCAGGAGGACCAGCAGGAGAAAGACCAGGAGGACCAGCAGGAGAAAGACCAGGAGGAGCUCGUCCUCCUGAGACGGAGCCUGGAGCUGCUGUCGGGCCGAGAGAGAGAGGAGGUCCUGGCCACAGAGGGCCUCACAGAGGGCCUCACAGAGGACCUCACAGAGGACCUCACAGAGGACCUCACAGACGCCCUCACAGAGGACCUCACAGAGCCCUCACGGUGGACCUCUCUCAGACUCCUCUACAGUGAGGUCCCAGAGUCUGAGUGA
Molecule: messenger RNA, 411 nt
Organism: Knipowitschia caucasica
Lineage: Eukaryota; Metazoa; Chordata; Actinopteri; Gobiiformes; Gobiidae
Source: the annotation of a GenBank genome assembly